This is a messenger RNA of Naegleria fowleri, 1287 nucleotides long. RefSeq lists its product as uncharacterized. The record is from RefSeq and is a predicted model, not a curated record. Lineage: Eukaryota; Heterolobosea; Eutetramitea; Acrasida; Naegleriidae. The transcript has a single exon. The coding region runs from base 1 to 1287 and encodes 428 amino acids.
AUGAUUUCUGCUCAAGCUUCCGCCGCCGAUGAUACUUCUCCGCAACAACAACAACAACCUCCUCCUCCUCAAGACAAGAUCAAGGCAAACGAAUCCAACAACAAUGGAAUCAGUGCUAGAAUGAAUGAUGAUCAUCAUCAUAUUACCACAAGCACGUCCACCUCAUUCACCAAUAACCAUCCUCUCUCUGGAGAUAUUUCUGCAACACUCAUUGAUGGAUCACCAUCAUCAAGAACAUUGCUCAUCAAAGACACACCACUUUCAUCCAGUGAUGGUUUCUCUUCCCUCAUGAAUCAUCACAAGAGAAGGAUUAGGAAACGAAAGGAGCAUCCAUCAUCUUCACCUGAGAAUGGCAACAACAACAACAAGCACAACCAUAGUAAUGGUCAUCACCACAAUAACAACAACAACUCACCAAACUCCACCACGAUCCAACAACAACUCACCAAACGAACCAAGUCUAACUCCCUCUCAUCAUUAUCAUCAGCUGCUCUUCCCGCAGUGAUGGGGAUUGAGUAUGCGAGUAAUUCUGCCUUUCUCCUCUCCAACAUUUUGCAAGCCUCUUCUCUCUUCACGUGUAGCUACAACAACACGACCCUAAGCUAUGAUCCGAACGCAGUACUCGAAUGCCCGUGGAAGAUCAAUGGAAAUGACAGCACUUCAGUGAUUGGUGAAACAUCCUCGUCUUGUCUUGCUCUUGAGGAACCGGCCACUCUUGAAAACAGAUUGAAACGUUUACUUGUUGUUGGAAGGGAAUCUAGGGAAGAAUUAGCGUCAUCAUCAUCGCCAUUGGCUUCAACAACAACCACAGCUGCCACCAGUUUGUCAUCUAAAUAUGCACUACAUAUUGAUCCUUACUGUACACUCAUGCUCACAGGAGGUCGAGUUUAUGCUGAGAAUUUGGAUAAUCAUCAAGCCACUGUUCCUAACGAUUCAGUCAGCAAGUUAAGCAACAACAAGCACGAUCAGGCCUUCAAUGUACUCAUUCACGGAUUGCAAGAUGGACAGUUUGUCAUCCUCCAAUUACAAACUCACCUCUUGUUCAGGAAUGUGUUUGUUGUGUACUCAAGAUUUGGUACUCUCGGAUCAAGUGGCAAAACCUACUCACGUUUAUUCGACAAUUUGCACCAUGCCAAACAAUUCUUUGCUAACUCUCUCCAAUCUCUUCUCGGAUUGAACCACGAUGGUGAUGAGAACUCACACAGUAAUGUUGUUUCUCCAUCGGUGGCGACCUUGAGCAAAGUUUGCUAUCAAGUGCCUCGAAUUUGCUUACACCAUCAACAAUAA